CAUUCCGGUUUGCUUCAGCGUUCCAAAAAGUCAUAACCAAAAUGAAUUCUUCAACUGCUCUUAUGUGCUUUGCACUGCUGCUGAUUAGUCCUCUAUGCAUGGGCUAUUCCGACGAAGAUCGUGAGGCUGACAACCUUAGAAUUGCUGAAAUUAUCAAAAACGCCCAGGACGAUGACUCCAAAAUCAAUAGCACCCAGGAACUACUUGACAUCUAUAGGCGUUUAUAUCCCAGUUUGACCCCUGAGGAACGGGAGAGUAUCGAUAAGUUCGUCAACGAGCAUACGGAUGCCAUUAUAAUCGAUGGAGUUCCGAUUCAGGGAGGUCGAAAGGCGAGGAUCGUUGGAAAGAUUGUAUCUCCAGGUGUGAAGGGCCUUGCAACUGGAUUCUUUGAAGAAUUGGGUUCAAAGCUUGCUCAAUUAUUCACUGGUUAAUAUUGUUUUAAUAUUUGAGUGAAAGAAAGGAAACAACAAAGUGACAUAUAUAAGAAAGCUAAUUUAAUAUUGACAUGUAAUUAUUGCCACUUAACGUUUUGUAUACAACUUUUAAUUAAUAAUUUCAAAUAAAAUAUCAAUGCACAUU
This is a messenger RNA of Drosophila melanogaster (fruit fly), 579 nucleotides long. It is a transcript of the gene TotA, whose product is annotated as turandot A. Gene Ontology annotation, cellular component: extracellular region. Bases 42 to 431 code for a protein of 129 amino acids. Lineage: Eukaryota; Metazoa; Arthropoda; Insecta; Diptera; Drosophilidae. The record is from RefSeq and is marked reviewed. Gene Ontology annotation, biological process: response to bacterium; cellular response to heat; immune system process. The transcript has 2 exons.